This is a messenger RNA of Doryrhamphus excisus (bluestripe pipefish), 3315 nucleotides long. RefSeq names its product chloride channel, voltage-sensitive 5b (gene clcn5b). Gene Ontology annotation, cellular component: early endosome; plasma membrane; Golgi apparatus. NCBI's taxonomy places the organism in Eukaryota, Metazoa, Chordata, Actinopteri, Syngnathiformes, Syngnathidae. The record is from RefSeq and is a predicted model, not a curated record. Gene Ontology annotation, molecular function: voltage-gated chloride channel activity. Gene Ontology annotation, biological process: transmembrane transport; chloride transport.
UUGAAUGUUAGCUAGCUUGAUGCUAUGUGUUUGCAGUUCUGACUUCUAAGUAGCAAAACAACGUAACGGCGGACUAUUCCACUCUUUUUUCGUAAAAAAAUGAGAUAAACCCAGUACUAUGUGUGACGCGAACUCGUUUUGGAAGUCGAGCGAAUAUAUUUGAGCUGCUCAAGUCUACAUUUCAGUGUUUUUUGUUUGUGUUGACAUAAGCAGCAAUAGAGGAGGCUCUAAUCCGAGUCACAAGACUAACACGGGCGGUCUUGUCCUACAGGCGCGACGGCGAUGGAGCACCGUGGUAGUUACAGUGGAGGUGGAGGUAGCAGCAGUGAAGACGAUGAUGAUGAGAUGGUGGACAUCGCCGGAGCAACGCUGGACUUUUCCUCCACGGAUGACGUCCCCCCACUCAGCUCAGGAGGUUUCGAGGACAGCAGCAGCAGCAGCAGAGGCGGCGCGAUGAACGGGAAUGGCCCCAGCCAUCUUGUGGACCCACUGGAGGACCCGCUUCCCGGGGUGGGCACCUACGAGGACUUCAACACCAUCGACUGGGUCCGGGAGAAGAGCAAGGACCGUGACAGACACAGAGAGAUCACCAACAAGAGCAAGCAGUCGAUUGUGGCUCUGCUGCUCAGCAUCAGCGACGCCUUCUCUGGAUGGCUGCUCAUGCUGCUGGUGGGACUCAUGGCAGGCGCUCUGGCUGGUGGCAUCGACAUUGCGGCCCACUGGUUGACGGACAUGAAGGAAGGUGUGUGUCUUGUGGGCUUCUGGUUCAACCACGAGCACUGCUGCUGGACCUCCAACGAGACCACCUUUCAAGAGCGUGACCAAUGUCCACAGUGGCAGAGCUGGGCCGAGCUCAUCACAGGGACCUCGCAGGGUGCUUUUGCUUACAUCGUCAACUACCUGAUGUACAUCUUCUGGGCUCUUCUCUUUGCUUUCCUGUCCGUGACACUGGUCCGGGCCUUUGCGCCGUAUGCAUGCGGAUCCGGUAUCCCAGAGAUUAAGACCAUCCUCAGUGGCUUCAUCAUCCGGGGCUACUUGGGCAAGUGGACCCUGAUUAUCAAGACCAUCACACUAGUGCUGGCGGUCUCGUCCGGGCUCAGCCUGGGCAAGGAAGGGCCGCUGGUACACGUGGCGUGCUGCUGCGCCAACAUUCUGUGUCACCUCUUCACCAAGUACCGCAAGAACGAAGCCAAGCGACGAGAGGUGUUAUCUGCUGCCGCUGCGGUGGGCGUGUCUGUGGCGUUUGGCGCUCCCAUAGGGGGAGUCUUAUUCAGCCUGGAGGAGGUAAGCUACUACUUUCCUCUGAAGACUCUGUGGCGUUCCUUCUUCGCCGCCCUGGUGGCCGCCUUCACUCUACGCUCCAUCAACCCGUUCGGGAACAGUCGCCUGGUGCUCUUCUAUGUGGAGUUUCACGCUCCAUGGCACCUGGUGGAACUAGGGCCCUUCAUCCUGUUGGGGAUAUUUGGAGGCCUGUGGGGGGCGCUGUUCAUCAGAGCAAACAUUGCUUGGUGUCGCAGACGUAAGUCCACCCGUCUGGGUCACUACCCUGUCAUGGAGGUGCUUGUGGUUGCCGCGCUGACCGCCCUCCUCGCCUUCCCUAACAGCUAUACCCGAAUGAGUGGAGCGGAGCUGAUUUCGGAACUGUUCAAUGACUGCUCGCUUCUUGACUCCUCCCAACUGUGCGGAUACAAACAGCCCAGCAAUACAUCUGAAACAAGUACAGGUAACAGCCUGGCGGAUCGUCCUGCUGGAGAAGGUCUCUACACAGCUUUAUGGCAGCUGUCCCUGGCCUUAAUUUUCAAGAUGAUGAUCACUGUCAUCACUUUCGGCAUGAAGGUCCCAUCAGGGCUCUUCAUCCCCAGCAUGGCGGUGGGUGCUAUAGCGGGAAGGCUGCUUGGCGUUGGCAUGGAGCAGCUUGCCUACUACAACCACGACUGGUUCAUCUUCAAAGGCUGGUGCUCGCCAGGUGCCGACUGCAUCACCCCGGGGCUCUACGCAAUGGUGGGCGCCGCCGCCUGCCUCGGUGGUGUGACACGCAUGACGGUGUCACUUGUUGUCAUCAUGUUUGAACUGACGGGAGGCCUGGAGUAUAUUGUUCCUCUCAUGGCCGCCACCAUGACUAGCAAAUGGGUCGCAGAUGCGUUUGGUCGGGAGGGAAUUUACGAGGCACACAUCCGCCUCAAUGGCUAUCCCUUCCUGGAGCCCAAAGAGGAGUUUGAGCACAGCAGCCUGGCCGUGGAUGUGAUGAGGCCCAGGAGGACAGACCCCACCCUGGCUGUGCUCACGCAGGAGGGCAUGACUGUGGGCGAGGUGGAGGCGAUGGUGGAGAGCACACACUACAGCGGUUUUCCCGUGGUUGUUUCCAAGGAGUCACCGAGGCUGGUGGGAUUUGUGCUAAAAAGAGAUCUGCUCAUAUCAAUAGACAACGCCCGCCAGCGGCAAGAGGGCGUGGUCAGCGCUUCCCAGGUGGUUUUCACCGAGCAUGCCCCCAGCCAGGCUCCCGAUGCCCUGCCCCUCCUCCGCCUCAGAGGUAUCAUGGACCUGAGCCCCUUCACCGUUACCGACCACACGCCCAUGGACAUCACAGUCGACAUCUUUCGCAAGCUGGGUUUGCGGCAGUGCCUGGUCACACACAAUGGGAGACUUCUGGGUAUUAUCACCAAAAAGGACAUACUCAAACAUAUGGCACAGAUAGCCAACAGAGACCCGGACUCAAUCCUGUUCAACUGAGCCUAUGGAGUGAAGAUGCCGUCCUUGCAGCUUUUUUUGCACACAGAACAAUGCUUUUGUUUGUAGGAUAAUGGCCAAAUUGUGCAAGUAUGAAAAAAAGCCAAAAAAAACAAUGACUCAUCCCCAAUUUCAUGUCUGAGCCAGACGGAUGUAAGACUCUGGAAUAUAUCACUUCUGCUCCAUUAUUUUGUAUGUGAAGGAGUGAGUGGCCCCCCUCUUCCUCCACCCCGCAAAGGAUUAAGGAGCAGAUAUUAUUCAGGAUGGGAAGAAUGCACAACGUCAGGACAGACAACGUUUGGGGAACUCGGUGCCUGCCCCGUGGCUGUCAGGCGAGCCCAGACAGAGCGCUCCGAAGCGGGGCUUGAUGGAUUCUCCAGGUGCCCCCUUCUCCUGUGAAUGCACGGGCCCCGGGGGCCAGUGAUGCGUACGGUGUGAGAAGACAUUACAGGGAAAUGAACUGACACAUAGAGAAUCAUUCAUGGAAUCAUCUAAUUUAUGUCCCACUAAAUUAUUUCACUGACUUAAAACCACUGUCUGUUUUUAUUUAUUCCUGUUUUACUUGGAAUUAAAUCCAUUAAGCUUCUU